This is a messenger RNA of Meleagris gallopavo (turkey), 1475 nucleotides long. The record is from RefSeq and is a predicted model, not a curated record. NCBI's taxonomy places the organism in Eukaryota, Metazoa, Chordata, Aves, Galliformes, Phasianidae.
ACCCGGCCGCAUGGGCACGGGCCUCGCGAUGGAGCGCCGCGGAGGACUGGGGCUAAAGGCGAGCGGCGCCUUCCUCGGCAUGGAGGCAGCGGAGUGGAAGAGCCCCCGCUCGUGCCCCCGUCCGGCUGCCCAUGCCCCCCCCGCGCCCCCAGCCCCGCUGCCUGGCCGAUUUCUUCUCCUACGAGACCACCAAGUCGGUGGUGGUGAAGAGCUGGGUGGUGGGCGUCGUCAACCGGGUCGUGCAGCUCCUCAUCCUCUCCUACUUCAUCGGCUGGGUGUUCCUGCAUGAGAAGGCCUACCAGGUGCGGGACACUGUCAUCGAGUCCUCGGUGGUGACCAAAGUGAAGGGCAUCGGGAAGUAUGGCAACCGCGUCCUGGACACAGCUGACUACGUCACCCCCCCACAGGGCACCUCGGUGUUUGUGGUGGUCACCAAGCAGAUCCUGACGGAGAAUCAGGAGCAGGGCAUCUGCCCGGAGAGUGAAGCCACAUACCAGUGUGCAUCCAACCGUGACUGUCAGGGAAAGGGCCGCACCACAGGCAGCGGGGUGCUGACGGGACGCUGCGUCCCCUACAACGUGACCCUGCGCACCUGUGAGAUCCGGGGCUGGUGCCCACCCGAGGUGGACACCGUCGAUGUCCCCGUGAUGCUGGAGGCUGAAAACUUCACCCUCUUCAUCAAGAACAGCAUCCGCUUCCCGCUGUUUGGCUUCGAGAAGGCCAACCUGCCCCCCCAGGUCAGUGCAGGAGAGCUGCAGCGCUGCCGCUUCCAUCCCGAGCAGCAGCCGCUGUGCCCCAUCCUGCGGCUGGGCGACGUGGCACGCUUUGCUGGGCAGGACUUCGCCACGCUGGCUGCCACCGGUGGGGUGCUGGGCAUCAAGAUCGGCUGGGUAUGCGACCUGGACCGCUCCUGGGAGCUGUGCCUGCCCCGCUACUCCUUCACCCGCCUGGACAGUGUCACCCAGCACAGCCCCGGCUCCCCUGGCUACAACUUCAGGCACGCACGGUACUAUCGUGGGCACAACGGCACCGAGCUGCGCACCCUCACCAAGGCCUUCGGCAUCCGCUUUGACGUGUUGGUGUAUGGCAACGCUGGGAAAUUCGGCAUUGUGCCCACCCUCAUCAACACGGUAGCUGCCUUCACCUCCAUCGGCGUGGGCACGGUGCUGUGCGAUAUCAUCCUGCUCAACUUCCUGAAGGGCGCCGAGCACUACAAGGCCCGCAAGUUUGAGGAGGUGCCAGAGGCCACUGUGCCCCCAGCCCCUGCCAGCCCCACAGGCUGUGUGCCAGGAGCCCUGGGGGACCAGAGCCGGGAGAAGCAAUCCACUGAUUCGGGCACCUUCUCCCUGGGCCUCUAGCUCUGGGUGCCAUGGGGCAGGCCCUGUCUGUAUUUGGCCCCAUGAUCUCUCCUCUCCAGAGCCCCUCCAGUCCUACUCAUUACCCACACUGUCACUUGGACAGGGCAGGGGGGGCUU